Fraxinus pennsylvanica is the source of this 2526-nucleotide messenger RNA. NCBI's taxonomy places the organism in Eukaryota, Viridiplantae, Streptophyta, Magnoliopsida, Lamiales, Oleaceae. The record is from the annotation of a GenBank genome assembly.
AUGUCAAUGUCCUGCAAGAAUGGUGGCGCCCCCACGUCCUCGACCGGGAGUAUGGAUAAUGGGAAGUACGUGAGAUACACACCGGAGCAGGUUGAGGCCCUUGAGAGGCUGUAUCAUGAGUGUCCUAAGCCAAGCUCCAUUCGCCGCCAGCAGCUUAUUCGUGAGUGCCCAAUUCUCUCAAAUAUCGAUCCUAAGCAAAUCAAAGUCUGGUUCCAGAAUCGAAGAUGCAGAGAGAAACAAAGGAAAGAGUCUUCAAGGCUUCAAUCGGUGAAUAAGAAGUUGACAGCCAUGAACAAACUCUUAAUGGAAGAGAAUGACAGAUUACAGAAGCAGGUUUCAAAUUUGGUGUAUGAAAACACGUAUUUUCGCCAGAAUAAUGCACUUUCUACAAAAGACACAAGUUGUGAAUCAGUGGUGACGAGUGGUCAACACCACCACUUAACACCUCAGCAUCCGCCAAGGGAUGCCAGUCCUGCAGGGCUUUUGUCCAUUGCAGAAGAUACUUUAACAGAGUUUCUUUCAAAGGCUACUGGAACUGCUGUUGAGUGGGUCCAAAUGCCUGGAAUGAAGCCUGGUCCGGAUUCCGUUGGAAUCGUUGCUAUUUCUCAUGGUUGCACUGGUGUGGCAGCAAGAGCUUGUGGGUUGGUCGGUCUAGAACCUACAAGGGUUGCAGAAAUCCUAAAGGAUCGCAGUUCGUGGUUUCGCGAUUGCCGGUCUGUGGAUGUUCUGAAUGUGCUGCCUACUACCAGUGGUGGAACCAUUGAACUUUUAUACAUGCAGCUAUAUGCGCCGACAACUUUGGCCCCAGCACGUGACUUCUUACUGUUACGUUAUUCUUCGGUCAUGGAUGAUGGCAGUCUAGUGGUCUGUGAAAGAUCACUUAGCAAUACUCAAAAUGGUCCGAGCAUGCCGCCUGUGCAGAAUUUUGUGAGAGCAGAAAUGCUGCCAAGUGGACACCUAAUUAGACCUUGUGAUGGGGGAGGAUCAAUUAUUCACAUUGUUGACCACAUGAAUUUGGAGGCAUCGAGUGUUCCCGAGGUGUUGCGUCCACUCUACAAAUCUUCAACAGCACUUGCUCAAAAGACAACAAUGGCAGCUCUUCGCCAACUGAGGCAGAUAGCUCUGGAUGUUUCCCAGUCUAAUGUAACCAAUAUGGGCAGACGACCAGCAGCUCUACGGGUACUAAGCCAGAGGUUAACCAGGGGUUUCAAUGAGGCGCUAAAUGGGUUUUCUGAUGAGGGUUGGUCAUUGAUGGGUAAUGAUGGCAUUGAUGAUGUUACCAUCCUUGUGAACUCUAAUCCCGACAAAUUAAUGGGCUUAAAUGUUUCCUUCACAAAUGGAUAUACCUCCGUCUCUAAUGCAGUGUUGUGCGCUAAAGCAUCUAUGCUUUUACAGAAUGUGCCUCCAGCAAUACUACUUAGGUUUUUGCGUGAGCACAGGUCAGAGUGGGCAGACAGCAACAUAGAUGCAUACUCUGCUGCUGCUAUUAAAGUUGGUCCCUGUAACUUUAUAGGGUCUCAAGUUGGUAACUUUGGGGGUCAAGUUAUACUUCCGCUGGCUCACACCAUCGAGCAUGAAGAGUUGCUUGAGGUCAUUAAGUUGGAGGUGGUUGGCCAUUCCCCAGAAGAUGCAAUAAUGCCUAGAGACCUGCUCCUCUUGCAACUGUGCAGUGGAAUGGAUGAAAAUGCUGUUGGUACCUGUGCUGAACUCAUAUUUGCCCCAAUUGAUGCCUCUCUUGCUGAUGAUGCUCCGCUUCUGCCUUCUGGUUUUCGUAUAAUUCCUCUUGAUUCGUGCAAGGAAAACUCCAGUCCAAGUCGCACCUUGGACCUCGCUUCUGCUCUUGAAACGAAGACUAUAGGAAAUAAAAGCUCAAGUGGUGAUGCUGUUAUCAGUGGUGCUACCAGAUCUGUAAUGACGAUUGCAUUUCAAUUUGCAUUUGAAAGCCACAUGCAAGAAAAUGUUACGACAAUGGCCAGACAAUAUGUACGUAGCAUCAUAUCAUCAGUUCAGCGGGUGGCAUUAGCACUUUCUCCAUCUCAUCUAGGCACCCACGGCGGUCUUGGAUCGCCACUUGGAACUCCUGAAGCACAUAUUCUUGCUCGUUGGAUCUGCCAAAGUUACAGGAGCUAUAUGGGUGUGGAGCUUUUGAAAUCUAGUGGUGAAGGGAGUGAAUCCGUCCUGAAAGCUCUUUGGCAUCACUCAGAUGCUAUUAUGUGCUGCUCCAUGAAGGCAUUGCCUGUUUUCACUUUUGCAAACCAGGCCGGUCUUGACAUGCUCGAGACAACCUUGGUUGCACUUCAAGAUAUAACUCUCGAAAAGAUAUUCGAUGACCAUGGAAGAAAAAAUCUAUGCUCCGAGUUCCCACAGAUAAUGCAGCAGGGUUUUGCAUGUAUUCAAGGUGGUAUCUGUUUGUCGAGCAUGGGAAGGCCAAUCUCUUACGAGAGAGCAGUGGCUUGGAAAGUUUUGAAUGAAGACGACAAUGCUCAUUGCAUCUGCUUUAUGUUCGUGAACUGGUCUUUCGUCUAA